GAGAGGAGAACGCACGUCGUGCGCCAACCGGGACCACGGACCGCCGUCGCUGCCAAAUAAGUCCGCGCGCGCGGCGCGAAUAUGGCCUCGUCCACGAGGAGGUCCUGGAAGCUCCAGGAAUUCGUCGCUCAUACGCCGAACGUCAAUUGCUUGGCGCUAGGCCACAAGUCGGGUCGUGUUCUGGUCACGGGCGGUGACGAUAAAAAGGUGAACCUAUGGGCCGUCGGGAAGCAGAACUGUAUUAUGAGCCUGAGUGGCCAUACCACUCCCAUAGGAUGCGUCCGCUUCGGUCAAACGGAAGAUCUCGUAUGCGCUGGCUCGCAGACUGGCGCGCUGAAGAUUUGGGACUUGGAGCACGCCAAGCUGGCGCGAACGUUGACGGGACAUAAAUCCGGGAUACGUUGCAUGGACUUCCAUCCUUACGGGGAGCUACUAGCGUCUGGGAGUUUGGACACGGCGAUUAAACUGUGGGAUAUCCGUAGGAAAGGCUGCAUUUUUACGUAUAAGGGGCACGACAUGACUGUGAAUAGUUUAAAAUUCAGUCCCGAUGGGCAGUGGAUCGCCAGCGCUGGGGAGGAAGGAAUGGUCAAGCUGUGGGACCUAAAGGCCGGUAGACAACUAAGGGAAUUUUCAGAACACAGAGGGCCGGCCACAACUGUCGAAUUUCAUCCGCACGAAUUCCUAUUAGCCAGCGGUAGCGCCGACAGAACGGUCCACUUCUGGGACUUAGAGUCGUUUCAGCUCGUAUCUUCCACGGAACAGAGUCAUUCUUCGGCCAUCCGGUGCCUGUAUUUUAGUCAAGGCGGAGAAUGCCUGUUCGCCGGUAGCCACGACGUUUUAAAGGUUUACGGCUGGGAACCGGGUAGGACCCUGGAUACGAUACCGACCGGCUGGGGAAAAGUCCAGGACAUAGCCGUAGCUCAAAAUCAAUUGAUCGGCGCGAGUUUUCAUACCGCGAAUGUCGUUCUGUACGUGUGCGAUUUGAAAAAAAUCGCACCUCUGGGAGGAAUAUCCGCCGUGAGCUCGCCGUUCAGUCAUGGAAAUUCUCUGAGGAAGAGCUUCUCCAGGGAACGACCGAUCGGGUUGAAGAAACAUACAUUGGACGUACGAACGAUAGAAGAGGCGGAUAAAUCUGGCACCGAUCCGGAGGACGAGACCACUUACGCGGACAUACCCAACGUAACAACAGAGUAUAGGGACAUUUUUCAGCCGAGUAGGGCGUAUCCGGCGCAGCCGCAGAUACUGCAAAAUCUCUCUACCUCAAUGUCGAACCUGAACCUGAACACGAUGGAGCGCGAGGAGGUGCCGUCGAUGCCAUCCCCCUCUUCGCCGUCUCCACCGGCACCCACGUUAUCCGUGACAAAGCCGGUACCGGUGCGUGUUCAGCCGAUCAAGUCCUCGCCACCGGUACAGAGGAACACGAUCACGUCGACGAGCCAAAUCAGGGCGAAUCUACAGGCGAACAAUGGUCUGAAUCAACGAGCGUCCAAAAAUUUCGCAUCAAUACCGCCGCUGCGGCAGAACAUCACGCCACUUCCAGGGAAAAGGGUGGCCGCUAACGAACAAACGCUGACGGCACCGACUCAUCCCUUAGGACCGCAAAGGUCGAACUCAACUCUGACACCGCGUGUUGCGCCGAUGGCCGCGGUAAUUCCUGUGAUGGACGACGGCAAGUUGAAGAACAGAGUACCCAGCCCAGAUUCUCCGAAGCACUUCCUAAAGAGGCAGAGCAGCAGGGACGGGGAGCAGGGAUACGAAAGCGACUAUCCUGUACAAAUUAAUAAUAUAAGACAUAGUCCCUCGGAUCCUGCGUUGAACAGGCCGAACACAGCGCAGUCGAGGUCGACGUCGCUCAACCGAAAUUUUGUUACCUCAACCGCGCUGUCGGCGCGUAACGCCUCCACAACCACGUCUACAAGGAAGCUACUUAAUAAGGCUCAAGUCCCACCGAAUCCCAAGGUUGACAUACGCGUCUCGCAGAUAAGGACCAACGUCGAAGAUGCAGAGAAGGAGGAAUUGGUACCGAUGAGUGCCGACAAGCCUUACGGCUUGGACGUGGAAAAUUUCUUACCGCAUAGUUACACCGGUUCUACGGCGUUGGGCUAUCCUCAGAUGGGCGUACUGACGGAAAUGUCUGAGGCCGAGGUUUUGAACAGUAUGAUGCGCAGCCACGAUUCGAUGAUGGCGGUACUUAAGAGUCGGCAUCGCUCAUUACAAAUAAUAUAUUCUCUCUGGCACAAUAAAGAUCUUAAGGCCGCGGUGGAAUCUGCAGUCGCGAUGAACGAUCUGGCGGUCAUUGUGGAUCUUCUGGGUAUUAUCACAUUAAAACCAGCGAUGUGGAACUUGGACCUGUGCAAUUCCUUAUUGGGUCCCAUCAGCGAUCUCUUUCAGAGUAAAUAUGAGAUGUAUAUAACUGUAGCUUGCUCGGCAUUGAGACUUAUUCUUCGUAAUUUCGCCCCAGUGAUAAAGUCUAAUGUGGAGGCACCCCUUCACACAAUCGGCGUCGACGUGUCGCGAGAGGAACGGUAUCACAAGUGCCUUUCCUGCUACGAGAAGCUUUCGGCGAUACGGGCAGUCCUGCUAAAGAAGCAAUCGACGCCCGGCAAACUCGGCGCCUCGUUCCGCGAACUGGCCGUGCUCAUCAGGAGCCUCGAGUGACCUCGAGAGCGGCGUUGUCUGAGACCCUCGUGAAUUCGACCGCCAGUAUCGUCGGUCGACGACCGACGUCGGUUUCCUCCCGAUGAUCAUCGGCCCAGCAGUGACGAAACGAAGGCCGCGUUGUGGCCGCCAAAUGGAAGCGAGACAAACUCUGUUGAGGAGUAGCAACAAGAUCACGAUAUACCGUUGAGGAAACGUUCGUGAAAAUGCGUGGCUCGUGAAGUUUCCUGCUGCUGUCGAUUUCUUCCGUCGUCUUCGGUCGAUCCACUUGCCAUCACCUUCUCCUUGUCGUUGUCAUCUCCGCAGUCGCGCACCGAUUCUCAAAGAAAGUGAACAAAAUUGCGAUACGUUCGUUACUUAGUUGCUGAACGGUAACAAGUCAUCAUAGAUGAAAAAAAAAAAAGAAAGAGGGAGCGUCGGUGAAGGCAAGGAAAGAAAUCUAAAUGAAGAAAAGUUUGCGGAGUUAAAUGAGAGGCGGGUGAAAGCGAGGAGAGACAUAUUGUCGCCAAACAUAUCUAAUAUUAUACUGAAACAUCAGGAUUAAAUCAAUUUUACCAGUUUAAAAAAACCAUGGUUCUUUAAAGAUAUUUUUAGGAUUUUUUCUCUCUGAUCUUUUUAAGUCGAAAUCGGUUAAGUUUGAAUUGUUGUUAGGAAGUCUAGGAAUAUAUUCAUGUUAUUAACAUGAUAUUUUUAAAACAAUAAUAAAAGCACAUAUCGGAGUCUUUAAAGAACAAAUUAAAUUAAGUGGAAUGAUCCGCGUGAGAAAAGUAUUAAAAUUAAACGCGCUUUUUCUAUUGGGAGUAUUCGUAUCUCUACGCGCGUCAAUUAACAAGAUCUUUAAUUCUAAAAACAAAGCAAUAACUAAACAAGAAUAAGAAAUGGAUUCGCCAAAUCCCGAUGCAUCAGUAUACCGAUUUCCGAUUCGCAGAUAGAAAUUAGCUGGGAAAUGUUCCGAACGAGCGUCGAUUCGUUCGGGCAGCACAAAAUAAAGUCUCGCUGAACGAUGUUUUGCGCCUUUCUUGCCACAGGUCACACACUAUUAUCGAACAUUUCGGCUGGAAUCAGUCUAAAGUCCGUGGAGACGAUAAUUAAUGCGACUAAGCGAAUAACGAAGUGUAACGUAGCAUGUAACGGACCUUUCUUAGCGUAUGAGAGAGAUUGUAUUUUUGCAAGAGGUAUUUACGUCCGUUUACUAAUAAAACAAUCCUAACGUAGAUACCUUGACCCCACGGAGAGACAAAAUCGUAAAAUGUAAGAUGCGAAAGGGCCUAAGUGAGAGCUUGUACGCGCCUAGAAGAACGGAAAGGGUCGAGAAUUGGAACGGGAAAAGCGCGUAUCGACGAACGUUCGUUUUUUAUAUUCACGUUUAAAUUAUUUUUUUUACAAUAGCGCCCGUGACAUCAUGAACUGCAUUUUGUCCCGACGUUUUGUGAUUGCCUAAUAUUUCACAGAGUUAAAUACAAAAACGUGUCGUUGAUGAAGCGUCGAUGCGGUGCCGCUAUUAUAUACGCACCAUAUAAAGGUGCAUUUUUAAGGAUUUUCAAACAAUUUUUUAUACUCUAUUUUUGUCGCCGAAUGAAUAUUUUUAAUUAACACGCGGAAGAUGGAGGAGCAACAAUAAAUCCCUGGAGACAAUACGCGCCUGUUUUGUAAGAUAGUUUUCGUCUAGUUUUGCGAUCAUUUUGCGUUUUGCCGUUUUGCGAUUUCGCCGUGUCUCGUCGUGACAAAUUGAAAGGCGGUGAUUGCGCGACAAGAUCGAGCAGUAUUAAUUUGAAAGCGUUGCAUUCAUAGUAUUGCAACGUAAAAGAAGAGCAAUGUAUAUUUUCAUACUUUACACGCACGGCCUUGCACCGAAAAUUGGAUCAGUAUUAUCCAAGAUAGUGUUUAUCGCGGAAGUAUUUUUUAUAUGGAACUAUUUGUCAUAUUCCUGCGCAUUUAGCGCCAAACUGUGGCUCUUGUAGUUCUGAGUCCUAACCGCCUAACGUAAUGAAAAUCUGUUCCGCGAAAUAUUUUUGGAAUUCAAUUUGCGACGAGGAUUAACGUCACUCGCUGCCUUUCAAUCUUGUCGCGACGAUUUUUUUCGUAUCACGAUUUUUAAUAUUUAAAAAUAGGUAAUAAAUUAGAAGAAAUCGAGGCAAGAUAAUUGUGGCUGGAGGCGCUCUUCGCGUGUAUGUUCUUUUUUGUUAUCGUCGUCGUGAUAGUUAAUCUUUUACUGCUGAUUCUACGUUUUAUUUAAAUCGUUAAUUAAGUCGAUCACGUCUUCUGUUAAUUAAGUCGAUCGUUCAGCUUUCCCUUCCAACGUAACGAGAGGCGAUCCUGAUAUUGCUGCCAAUAGAGGAUUAUUUAUUACAUAUAGUGCAAUACUCGAUCGUGCGAUCGUCCUCCGCAUAGCAAGACCUGCAUUUUCGCGUUUUCUCGUCCUCGAGGAAAAGGACACCGUGCGUUGCACAAAUGAGAGGGCAAAGCCCAAGAGAUAUAGGUAUUACAACUUUAACAGUUGCCUCGAAGUAUUAUGUAAUAAAGCGUACAACUCUUUCGUUAAUUUUACGUCUCACGUGUUAUUUCUUUUUUUUUUCUUUUUUUUGUACAGCGCGUUGCUACCACAUACCUCCGCAACCAUGUUCUGCCCCGACUUUUCACGUUGGAAAAGAAUUUCCGUUAUAAAUCGACGAAAAUGUAAAUCGUUAUGUUAAAGAAAAUAGAAUCGUUUCGAUUCACUAGUGACGCUAGAAUAAAUUAGAAAAAUAAUCCCUGCGCAAAAAGCAGAAGUCAAAGGAAACGGACAGAAUUCAAGAUAAAUAUAAAACGAAUUAAAUUAUUAAGGUUUGAAAGAAAAUUCACUAUUUUUCACGAACGAAGAAUUUGACGACGAGAACUGCGAAAGGAGAUUUGUUUUCUAUUUUUAUACGGGUAGAUUCUCAUAUUCAUCUUCUCGAUAUUUUCGCGUUGUCCUCGGGUCGCGAGAUACGAAAUCACUUUGCUCACGCUUAGAGCCAUCUGACAGCACUCUUAACACGGAUAGACUUUCGCGAAUUGCAGUCUGCCAAGCGUUUUCGCGGAAUGACGAGGGAAGAGGAGCUCAAGCCUCCAACCGGAUGGCCUAAUCGCCUUCGAAACGGGGGUAAAAAAAUUACGAGGAUACUCGUUGUCCGUUCCGUCCAACUUAUUUUUGUAAGGGAGUGAGAAAGGGAGAGAGAGUGAGAGAGAAAAAAUACGAGAAAGAGAGAGAAUGCGUCCUGCGUGCGUGUGUCCUUCGAAUGCUCCUGUAAUUUAUCGUCCUGUAACUUAUCGCUCCGAUUUUAGCUUAAGCUUACGCUCAUACGUUGCGUGAUAUCGAUCGUGAUUCACGAUCUCACGAGCGAGGAACGUCUCGAGCGUGUAACUUUGCUCCAAGUUGCGCCGGUAAUCGUUGUAUCACCCGAUAUAAUCCCAAACGUGGAAUUUGCGUUUCGCAAAUCCAUCUCGAACCAUCUUACUUUUACUAGAUGUUACUUUUACUAGAUAACAAAUUUUAUUACUGUUUUACUGAUACACGUUAGUCUACUGCGCGUUAUCGCUGUUUUAUUUUAACAUUCUCGAUUUUUAUUUGCGCCGCCGCCGAUUGUGUUUAACCGGGAGUAUAAUAAAUUGUGUUAUUUAUUCUAUCCCUUGUCUUUUUCUUUUAUAUUUCCUUUAUUAUUUUAGACACGAUGGACAUUCGUGACACAUUACACGAUGCGGAAUAUAUUAUCGAAGACGAAUUGGCAGAUUUAAUGUUGGUGUCGCGUUCGCGAAGUAUGAGCGUCGGCUGUGUUAAAGAUAUUUCAUUGAAGAUAUACCUCUAUCUAUUUCACGAAAAAAAACUGGCUUAUAACAAUUUUCAAUGAUAAAUAUAUAUUAAGAAUUAUAUAUCAUAUUUUAAUUAUAUAUAUUAUAAUUCUUAAUAUGAAUAUAAUUUUGGGAUGCGAUUUUAAGCGAUGGACGAGUACUUUUUUGAUAUCGACAUUGUAAAUAUACUUCAUUCUAUAGGAAUUCCAUCUAUUUUGUACUCGCCCAAGAUGUUGCAAUAUUUAUAAUCACGUUUGUCGCCUGUUAUUUACGUAGAAAAUGUGCGAUCUUCGUUUUCAUAUUGCAGAGACGAAUUCAGCGAUUAAUUCUUCGCUGUUCUAUAGUUGGUAUUAACAAAUAUAGUCCCGCUCGACGAGCUGGGACGAAUAUCCCGCGACUGUAAAUCUUUUGUAAAUUGGAACACGCGAGAAGAAGGAUCACAAAAGGGAGUCCUUUGGUCCGCUUUGCUGUAUAUUUUUUGCCUGUUUUAAUUUCACUCAAUGAGAUCCGCUUCAAUGUUUAGAAUAUAUACGUUGUACAUAUAAUCAAACUUCGUUUGUAACUGCGGUCUAAUUGACGUGGACGGACUCGUCAUUAAUUGUCUUGCGAUUGAUAAAUAGGCAGGUCGUCCAGAAAGGAAUGAUUUGUCGAACUUCGCACACAACUGCCUUAACAAUUAUCCAGAGAUUCCUUCUUUUUACCUGUGCCGAUUGCGUGUUAAUCAACUCUAUAAGCCGUUAAGUCCGUCAUCCUGUUCGCAGCCGUAUGCGCGCUAAUUGCAAUAAUAGUACUCUUUGACAAAAAAAUUCGUGUCGU
Messenger RNA from Temnothorax curvispinosus, 7281 nucleotides. RefSeq names its product katanin p80 WD40 repeat-containing subunit B1-like. Gene Ontology annotation, cellular component: katanin complex. Bases 82 to 2658 code for a protein of 858 amino acids. The transcript is spliced from 14 exons. Gene Ontology annotation, biological process: microtubule depolymerization; microtubule severing. Gene Ontology annotation, molecular function: microtubule binding. The record is from RefSeq and is a predicted model, not a curated record. Lineage: Eukaryota; Metazoa; Arthropoda; Insecta; Hymenoptera; Formicidae.